GUAAGCGAAUUCAAUAAGAACCUGAAUACACAAUUCUCUCUAUCAUGACGAUCUUCAAAUCCUCAUACUACGAUAAAGACUACAGAGCGGGCGCUGCCCUAAUUCGUGCCCGUCGACCGUAUCUGAUCAAAAAUGCUGCUACUGGGCUCGCAUUGUUCGGCUUCUGUAUAGGCGUUUACGCUUUCACUAUAAAUGCUGUUGGGCAAGAUGAUUUCUCGGACGUGAAGCUUCCUGAUAAAAAACCGGGCGACACAGGCCCGUCACAGGCUACGAAAGAACUCUAAAAAACACCUGCGAAUAAUACUAUAAUGGCCAUCCCGUCGUCGAGCUAUGCCACAGUGGAGCCACUUAUCGCACCUACCGAGAGUUUACGAUGUUCCUACUCACCAUGAUAUUCAUUUUCAAUCGCCUGGCGUUAAGUAGGUUCUCUGAUUGGUUGGGAAAUAUUAAAUAUGGAGUUUAAUGAAGUUCUCACUCUUGGGUCAAUGGACAGAGAAGGGGUCAGAGUGCAGAAUGAAAGUGGGAAUGGAUACUAUGGGCGCUCGUUUGGACAAAUAUGGGAGAUAAUCUUCUUCCACAGCUCCACCGAAACCGGGUUAUUUUAUCACGGUCCGCUAAUUACCUUUUCAAUCGAAGUUUUGCAGGCAUCUACGUACAGUCUCCGCUCGAAUCUCCUCUUCCUAAGUUCCGCAACCAUGUUCUACCAUUUAUGUA
Messenger RNA from Histoplasma capsulatum G186AR, 714 nucleotides. RefSeq lists its product as uncharacterized. The coding region runs from base 45 to 284 and encodes 79 amino acids. Gene Ontology annotation, cellular component: mitochondrial inner membrane. NCBI's taxonomy places the organism in Eukaryota, Fungi, Ascomycota, Eurotiomycetes, Onygenales, Ajellomycetaceae. Gene Ontology annotation, biological process: mitochondrial respiratory chain complex IV assembly. The transcript has 3 exons. The record is from RefSeq and is a predicted model, not a curated record.